Messenger RNA from Syzygium oleosum, 399 nucleotides. RefSeq lists its product as uncharacterized. NCBI's taxonomy places the organism in Eukaryota, Viridiplantae, Streptophyta, Magnoliopsida, Myrtales, Myrtaceae. The coding region runs from base 1 to 399 and encodes 132 amino acids. The transcript has a single exon. The record is from RefSeq and is a predicted model, not a curated record.
AUGGCUAGUCGACUUGUGGUGCUUGCCCUAGCUGUCGCGGCAAUUGUCGGAUCAGUCUCAGCCGAGGCGACCGCAGCCACGCCUGCUGCCGCCCCCCAAGGUUCCUUGUCAUCAUCCACUGCCUCGUCCCCCAAGGCAUCGGCCCCUGCUGUGUCGACUGCCCCCGAGGCUUCCAUGCCCCCGCCCGUCUCCGAGGCUCCUCAGGCCUCCUCCGCCAGGUCUCCUGCUACCGCUGAGGCACCAGCAUCGUCUCCCUCCAGCGACCUGUCGUCUCCGCCCGCACCCUCCAGCGAGGCCUCCGUUGCACCAGCGGCCAACGCUCCCGCCAGCAGCGGCACCUCCGCUAUCAAGAUCUCGGCCCCCACUGCUCUUGCUGCCGCCGCGUUCUUUUUCCUUUAA